GAGUCUGAACAGGAACUAGAAGAUGAGGUGGAUAUACUGAUGAGCAGUGACAUCAUGGCUGCCCAGAUGUCCACCAAGAGAAUCACGUUCUCCAGAGCCCAGAGUGGCUGGCUCUUCAGGGAAGACAAAACAGAGAGGGUGGGGGAAUUCGAAGCUGAUUUCUAUGCAGUUAAUGGUUUGAUACUGGAUUCCAGAAAAAGGCGGGAGCAUCUAAGUCCUGAUGAUGUACAGAAAAACAAGGCUAUGAUGGAGAAUUUGACCAAAGGAAACUGGAAUAACUGUGAGUUUCAGAGACGCCCCUCCCUGCCUCCCCCCGAGGAAACUAAUGUAACGUGGGAUGAGUACAUCUCGGAGACUCCAGGAAACCCUCCAUGUCUAGGGCGACCCUGGACAGCGAAGGGAAGCACAAAGUCAUUCAAGGCCACUGUCGCAAUGAGCAAGAACUUUCCAAUGUCUAUUGAAGUACUGCUGGAUGUAUUGGAGGUUAUUGCCCCAUUCAAACAGUUCCAGAAAUUACGAGAAUUUAUGACAACUAAACUACCUGAUGGUUUUCCUGUAAAAAUAGAGAUCCCAGUGUUCCCCACGGUGACUGCUAAGGUGACCUUCACCUCGUUUGAAUGGCGAGAUGAUAUUGAUGAUUCCAUGUUUUUGAUUCCACCAAACUUCCGAGAAGAUCCGAACCGAUUCCCUGAUUUAUGACAGAUGAUGGACAUUAGUUUGAUAGACAUAUUCUCCAGCGUUAGAAAUGUACUGAUUAUCCAAAGCGAUGAAGAAGAGGCACUGGACUAUUUAGAAUUAGCGGUCGGAGUAGAGCUCCCUCUCACUAACUUAGGAAUCUCUAGUACAGAGAUGACCUUACUUUUCUAAAAUAUUUUAUAUAGACCUUCACCGAUGACCUUGCUUUUUCUAAAAAUUU
This is a messenger RNA of Saccostrea cuccullata (small rock oyster), 916 nucleotides long. RefSeq names its product ankyrin repeat domain-containing protein 13C-like. The annotation marks the transcript as partial. Gene Ontology annotation, biological process: protein retention in ER lumen. NCBI's taxonomy places the organism in Eukaryota, Metazoa, Mollusca, Bivalvia, Ostreida, Ostreidae. The transcript has 7 exons. Gene Ontology annotation, cellular component: cytoplasm. Gene Ontology annotation, molecular function: signaling receptor binding. The record is from RefSeq and is a predicted model, not a curated record.